CAGGAAAUCUUGAUUGGCUGUGAGCUUCAUUCACACAAAAACCCAAAACACUUUCUACUUGCUGUCUGGUGGACCUGUUAAAAAGUUUGCCAUAUUAUAUGUAAUGUAUGAAUCCAUGGUUUUACGUGUGCUUGGAUCAUUAGUUUGAGGGUCACACUAACUGCAGAGAAAAAACAAACAAACAAACUAUGGCGUCACGGUCAUCCUACUUUAUCCUGUUCCAGGUCAGCAUUAACAGCAGCAUUGUUGGCACCAGUAGCAUUAACGGGUGAAAACCAGGGCUCUGUUAGUGUUGGGAAAUGUUUUCAGGAUCACUCAGACCAGCAGGUCUGUCACAAACACUGGAUCAGGGUGUGAAGUCAUCCUGACCCCAAAAGAAAAGUGCACAGUGAGAAGAUGUAAGCACCAGGGCUCACUUUUCAAGCUUAUGCCUGUUUUUUCUUCUCCCAGCAUUCCCAGUUAAAUCCCAGCGUGGUGUCACUGAACUGAAAUGCGGCACAGCUUUACGCGGUCGGUACGCGAGUGUGACACCAGAGCUUGUUGGCGUGUGAUUUAACCGCCAUUUAGUCUGCAUGCAGCACAGCGAGCUGCAGGUGGAGCCCCUCCGCCUGAACUCGAGCCCACAGCUCAGGCUGCAGGGAGAAAACAGAGAGGUGCAUUGUUUGCCCAAAUCCAUCUAAUUUUGUUCCCCAAAUCGCUUUAUUGAGCAGAUCAGGCCCGAUUGAGUGGAUUACGAGUCGGCUGCCUGCUCCUUCAUCGCUGCAUCAGGAGGAAAACGUGUGCUGGUGACGUUAGUGCUGCCGGGGUCACGCAGAAGAAAGACAUCACAAAUCGCCACCACAGACUUCUGAAAGUACACAAAGUAAAUGACAAAUUUGGAAAGUGGAUGACACCAUAGUUACAGUGCAGGGAGGUAGAAAGAGAGUCUGUGGCCAUAGCUGUACAAAAAGAAAGAUUUAUGUCUUACUUCCUCCUGUGGGCUCCUCUGAGGCUUCUUUCUUGUAGUUUCUUUCAGCUUUGUGGAAGUUUUUCCUAAUUCAAGACAGAGGCUGUCGUGCAUAAUGAAAAGCCCGCUGAGGCUUCGUGGUUUGUUCCUCUGGGCCUUGUGAAUAAAAAUGACUUCAUAUGCCGAUAAACAAACGAUUUACACAAGAUUAUUUACAGGAUAAUAUCGUGUGUGUGUGUGUUUUAACAUGGUGCUAACGUUUCAUCUUUUAAGUACCACAUUUGAACUGUGACAGGAUGGAUGAAGCAGCAGAACAGAAAUGAACAGCUCACUUCCUGUGCAGCCCCGUAAGUGUAAAAAUCUGUUUUUGAAAACUUUUCUUUUCUCCUGACAGGCCUGUAGUGUUCAGUUAUUGAUAAAACAGAGAAAUCUUCAAAUCAUUUUCACUCCAACACAGCAGGUACAGCGAUGAGAGCAUCCUGUCGUUCAUCACAUGACUCAAACCUUCCCGCUUCUGACACAUGCAGGCUGCCGUUAUGUUCUGUGUUGUUGAGAUGUGAACUAAUCUGAUCGCACUGAAUUGUGGGUACUUCAGGGUCCAUGUUCACUGCUAUGAAGGCACCUCAGCCUAAAUCCAAAUCCUCGUGGGCUUGUGUGUGUGCGUGUGUGUGUGUGGCUUUCUGGAUUUCAUUUCUGUUGUUAUUUGUCAUCAGUUUUCAUUUUUGCUUGAUUUCUAGUUGUUUUUUGGGAUUUGUGAGACAUCCAGAGCAGACAGUUGGUCACUGGAUGCUUUUCCUGCAGUAUUCAGUCAUUUGGCAAAUAGCUGAUUUUUCUGCCGUCGUUUCCCUUUGCUGCUCUUGUGUUCUUUUUGCUUUGAAUUAUCGCUUUGAUUAUUUAUUUUUUUUUAAAUUAAUAAUUAGUCUGGUUCAAACUUUCAAACAACUUGCAUAUCCUCAGAUUGCUGGUUUUGUCGCAUAAUAACAAUAUAAAACAAAUAAAAGAAGCAAAUACAGAUUUUUUAAAAAUAAGGGAACAAUUAAUUGAUUUCAGACAGAUGAUCAGACAGUUUAGUAAUCGCCGGAAUGCAGGAUGAAUUUAAGCAUUUUCAUGUUGCAUAUGGACAAAUGUGAUGGCAGCUGCAGUCCGAAAUACGUGCAAGUCAGCAAAACUAAAAUGUUCUCGAUGCAGAACACCUUUAAGCACAGUCAGCUGAUAGACCUCGUGCAUUGUUUACGUGUGCACAUCGUGACGUGUCGCUGUGCUCACACUGACCCCGCACUGUUUGCACAGUGAAGAAACUGGCUUCACUUAAAAAGACUACACACUAAUUAAUGAACCUAAGAGAUGAUUCUGCCGCUGGUCCACAGCGUCAGACAGCGGACCGAAGUCUCCUUCACGUCUCUGACCAUGUGACCCCGUUCUCCUCUCACCCGCGUGCGAUCACGUUGCGCAAAUCAAACCGGGAAUCCGCAUCCACAAUGGUCACUUUUCACUUCCUCCAAGUCUCCCUGGAAUGCAGUCAAAUCCCUCCACCCGCUUAAACCGCCUGUUGCGUGUCUGCUCAGCAUUACAUCAUCCACAGGGCGCACUGGCCCUGCCUUUCCAUCACAGGAGCACCUCCAUCACUGGCCAAACAACCCCACCACCCCCCACCUUCCUCCCUCCCUCUGCCACUUUUAUGCUGAUUGAAAAGAAAGAGAAAUCUGUUGGAUGUAAUCUGGUGUGACGCCACUAAUCCCAACACUACAAAACACAGGUCCCGUCCACGUCGCUCCACGCAGACUCCUGCGACUCCUCGCCGGCAACUUCACAUCAGACAUCACGAAGCUGACAUAAAGAGCAGGAGAUAUGGCUGUGGUUAGUGGAACUUACCGCAUGGUGUCGGAGGAGGAGCAGGCUCUCAGGGCCAAGCUGGAGCGUCUCACCGUCAAGGACCACGGGCCAGUGUUUGGACCCUGUCCCAGCCUGCCAGACCACACCAAGCAGAAGGCCAAGGACGAGCUGAACGAGACUGAUGAGAAGCGGGUGGCGGCUGUCAAGGAGCUGCGAGGAACGAUGAAGGAGAAGGCAGAUGGAGGUGACGACCUGGCCAAGGGGGUGCAGGAUACGUUCGGGGAGAAACCAGACAGUUUGCUGGUUCGUUUCAUCCGCGCCAGGAAGUACGACGUGCCCCGAGCCUACGACCUUAUGAGGGGCUACGUGCGUUUCAGGAAGGAUUACCCCGAGCUGUUUGAGAAUCUGACCCCAGAGGCCGUUCGCAGCACCAUCGAGGCCGGCUACCCCGGCAUCCUGCCGAGCAGAGACAAGUACGGCCGUGUUGUUCUGCUUUUCAACAUCGAGAACUGGGACUAUGAGGAGAUCACCUUUGAUGAGAUCCUGCGUGCCUACUGCGUGAUCCUGGAGAAGCUGCUGGAGAACGACGAGACGCAGAUCAACGGGUUCUGCAUCAUUGAAAACUUCAAGGGCUUCACCAUGCAGCAGGCGUCAGGAAUCAAACCCACCGAGCUCAAGAAGAUGGUGGACAUGUUGCAGGACUCGUUUCCUGCCCGUUUUAAAGCUGUGCACUUCAUCCACCAGCCCUGGUACUUCACCACCACCUACAAUGUGGUCAAACCACUCAUGAAGAGCAAGCUGCUAGAGAGAGUGUUCGUCCACGGAGACGAGCUGGAGAACUAUUACAAGGAGUUUGACGCCGACAUCCUCCCCGCUGAGUUUGAUGGAAAAGCUCCCAAGUACGAUGGCAAGGCCACAGCAGCCAAGCUGUUCGACUGAACUUCCUUCCUCCCUUUGCGCCAACCACGUGAAGAGCCAUUAAACAUGUCAAAAUCCACAGGCUGUGGAGAAAACGUUAUGAAUGAAAGUCACGAGUGUGUGAGAAGUUUUCUCCAAAGGUCCUAAGAAAGCACAGCUAAACAGAAACGAGGCAGACUCGACACUAAUUAUCUCUUAUUUCUUUUUUGGUUGUUCAUCAACAUGAGUAUUAUCAAGUUUUGCCCUGUGCUACCUGGUGCACCAAUAAGAAUGUCAAUAAAUGUACAAUAAAUUGUAUAUAAAUAGA
Scatophagus argus is the source of this 4004-nucleotide messenger RNA. It is a transcript of the gene rlbp1b, whose product is annotated as retinaldehyde binding protein 1b. The transcript is spliced from 8 exons. NCBI's taxonomy places the organism in Eukaryota, Metazoa, Chordata, Actinopteri, Scatophagidae. Bases 2795 to 3718 code for a protein of 307 amino acids. Gene Ontology annotation, molecular function: phosphatidylinositol bisphosphate binding. Gene Ontology annotation, cellular component: membrane. The record is from RefSeq and is a predicted model, not a curated record.